ACUCAGCUUCACCACCUUUCUUUAAGUCUCUUACAGCUAAGCUUUAAGCAAAAUAUGGGGUUUGCAGUAGCAGCUAAAGCUGCCUUGCUCCUGCACCUUUCCCUUUUCGUACUGAGUAGCUUCACGGUGUCCUCUCAGAUCUUGCCUGAGGCUUUGCCUCCUCAUUACCAUGGAAUUUCGCCUGUAGUGCCACCUGCUCACCCACCAAGCCACCACCACCACCACCACCAUCACCAUUCCCAUCCGCAUCCCCACCCGCCAACCCCUUCCCCUACUAAGCCCCCAACUCACCCACCUGUUUACCCCCCGCCCAAAGCACCCAAGAUUGCUCCAGUUUAUCCACCACCCAAGUCACCAAGCAAGCCGCCAACUUACGCUCCUCCACCCAAGUCACCCAGCAAGCCGCCAACUUACGCUCCUCCACCCAAGUCACCCAGCAAGCCGCCAACUUACGCUCCUCCGACCAAGCCACCAACUUACGCCCCUCCACCCAAGCCACCAGUUUAUCCUCCAACUAAGCCACCGACUGCGCCCCCGACUAAGCCACCAGUGCACCCACCAACAUAUCCUCCACCAUCGCCUUCUCCACCUAAGCCGCCAACUUAUCCUAAACCACAAAGGAGCCUAGUGGCUGUUCAGGGCGUUGUUUUUUGCAAGUCAUGCAAAUACGCUGGAUCUGACACCCUGUUGGGAGCGAAGCCUAUUUUGGGUGCCACUGUAAAGCUGACAUGCAAGAACACCAAAUACAAGCAAGAGGCCACUGCGAAAACUGACAAGAAUGGCUAUUUCUUCCUGCAAGCACCAAAGACCGUCACCAGCUUUGGAGCCCACAAAUGCACAGUGUCUCUAGUAUCAUCGCCAAUGGCUAAAUGCAGCAAACCAUCUAAUCUCCAUGGUGGAUUGAAGGGGGCUACCUUGAGGCCCGAGAAGCCAUUUACUGCGAACAAGCUUCCGUUUAUUCUCUACACCGUUGGGCCAUUUGCUUUCGAACCCAAAUGCUACUAGAAACUUAGAUUCCACUCUUUUCCUUUGUUGCUCUUAAUGUGUUACCAGUACUUACAAGUUCCCCAGCUUAUUGUAAUCGCAUUUUGUUCAGUGUAUUGCUUUGUGUGAAAAUAGAUUACAGACGAAUAAUCAAUCGAUUUCUACUUUGACUA
Molecule: messenger RNA, 1157 nt
Organism: Gossypium raimondii (Peruvian cotton)
Lineage: Eukaryota; Viridiplantae; Streptophyta; Magnoliopsida; Malvales; Malvaceae
Product: non-classical arabinogalactan protein 31
Exons: 2
Coding region: 55-1005 (316 amino acids)
Source: RefSeq, a predicted model, not a curated record